AUGUCGCGCUCCUCAGCAGGAUUUGCAGACUUCUUCCCAACCGCACCGUCCGUCCUCCAGCAAAAGCGCAAGACCGUCCGGGAGCGGCCUCGCUCCGAGGCCCAUCCGGAACACGAUCAUAGCGAUGAAGGGCGUGCGCUUCCUGAAGAGCCCAAGGCAAUCCUUGAGUUGACUCCGAGUCUUAACGUGGAGGAACAGAAUUUGCCUACUGUCAACGGUGAUGGACCUGCAAGUUCUGCCAGUGUGAGCGUUUCGGCUUCCCGCCCAUCGACACAUAAGCAUAGCACGGCAUAUGGAAAUGAAGCGCGUCUCGAUACGCUUACGCCACUCACUAACGCGGAGUCGUCGCCCGCUCAGAGGCUCAGUCCAUCUCACAUUAGGAUAGCCAACGGGAUCGAAGAUAGUUCAGGCACCAUGAAGACCGACGACAUCAAGCCCGCCAUGACGCCCCUGCAAACCCCACCAACGCCCCGAUCGCAAAGUCGCACUUCUGGAAACGUGAGGGGCUGGAAGUUAGUCUACGACCCAGAUUCAGAGAAGCGGAUAUCAUCCAAGGAGAAGCGAAGGAAAGCGCGAUAUGUGGAUAUAGUGCCUAAUGGGCAAGAUGAUCGACCAGCAGACCCUCGUCUAAAGAUAUCCAAUUAUUCGCGAGGUGGUGGCUGCAAGCAAAAGACCAAAUUUCGGCCAGCUCCUUACUCAUUGAAACACUGGCCAUACGACGCUUCGACAACCAUUGGUCCUGGACCCCCGGUACAGAUAGUGGUCACCGGAUUCGAUCCUUUGACCCCAAUUGCCCCAAUAAAUGCGUUAUUCUCGAGUUUCGGAGAGAUUGCUGAAAUCAACAACCGCACCGAUCCAAUAACCGGUAGAUUUUUGGGAAUAUGUUCAGUCAAAUAUAAAGACAGCGCAUCUUUCAGAGGAGGCGGGCCUGUUCUCGCGGCGAAUGCAGCCAGGCGAGCCUAUUAUGAAUGCAAAAAAGAGCAACGGAUUGGAACGCGCAGAAUCAGAGUCGAGCUAGACCGGGAUGGCAUCGUCUCGGCAAAGAUAGUAACAAGGGCAGUCGACUCCCAGAGGAUGGGGGACAGGAACAACCUUCCAAGUGCAGAGGAACCUAAAACGGGCGUCUCGGCAAAGAACAAUGAGCCUCCACCGACGGCUCCCAAGGGCCCUUCUGGAAGGUCCCAAAUGCGCCCAACGGUCCCAGUCCCGGAAGGGCCGAGGGCAAGCUUCCUGAAGCCUGUUGUACCAUCACUGGUGGAGGAAAUACCUAUACUAAGUCAGAUCAAGCGUGACCCAUAUAUAUUCAUCGCACACUGUUACGUACCGGUCCUCAGUACCACCGUUCCGCAUCUGAAGAAAAGGCUCAAACUAUUCGACUGGAAAGACAUACGUUGCGAUAAAACAGGGUACUACAUUGUUUUUGAGAAUUCAAGGCGCGGCGAAGAAGAAACCGAAAGAUGCUACAAGAUGUGCCAUAUGAAACCUCUGUUCACAUACAUCAUGAACAUGGAGAGUCAGCCCUAUGGGAAUCCUAAUUACGAACGAAGUCCAAGUCCCCAAAGACUGCAGGCUGAACAGCGAGAGCGAGCCGAAAAGGACAGGCUGAAAAGGGAAGCAGAGUUGGACGUUGAAGAAGAAAAAAGACAACGUGCCCUGGAUCUGGACCCUUGCAGAGAGGUGGUGGCAAUAAUAAUACGGGACCUACGAGACAAAUUACUUGAAGAUGUGAAGUCUCGAAUUGCAGCACCGGCCUUGUAUGACUACCUGGAUCCAGUUCGACAUGCUACAAAGAGGGAGAGGCUGGGGAUUCCUGAGCCGGAGGGGGCUAAAAGGCCUAUGUUCCGCAUCGACCUCGACAGUUCAGCUGGCACACCUGACUCACGCUCUGACUUGUCAACCAGUAGGAAUCCUUUGGGUUCGUCUGGUCUGAACAUACUGGCUCUUCCACGGAUCAGAAAGGCACAUCGACUAGAUCGCACGAACGCUGCGUUCUUGGAUGAAAGAAGAAAACAGCCCUUACGAAAGAAGGAAGUAAGACCACUUUACCAUCGUCUCCAGCAACUACACGAUGUGGACGAUUCAGACGAUGAGCAAAGGACACCGUUUACCAGAGACACUGAAGAUUUAGACAGUCGUGCCCCGAGCCGUAUGAGUUCUGAGACCUCUGAUUCAGAGGAAGACUCGGAUCGGAUCGGUUCUGAAACGUUGGAUGUUCCUGUUGCCGAAAGGCUUACCGAUAGCGAUAGGUCUCACGAUGUAGACAUCACGAGAGAUGAUAUAUCUGGCGAUUCGCCAAACGAGGCUCCCGAGCAGGUCACUGACCGACUCCAAUCUUCAUCACGCAAAAGAAAGGUGGAUGAUGAGCGAGCAAAGGCACGGAAGAGACAGAAAGGAGGCGAUGAAGGCUUCGAUAUGGAUGAUGCGGCAGGAUCUGGGGAGGACCAAGACAUGGCAUGCUCCCCAUCUCGGUCAGUCACCACCCAGGAUGUCAUCGCAGCGGCAGAUGAACCAUCUGUAACUGGCACGGAUCCCUUGGUCUCUCACGGUAAAUUAGCAGGGCAUGGCCAAAAAGAUGAUGCACUCAUGGACUCAUGGAGUGCUGAUGUCGAGUUCAAAAGUCUUGGCAAAGACCAUCGCCAUCUUGUAUCUCAAGUUGGUGGUUUUGAGCAUGGCAAGCAGACUGAAGAGCCUAGAACGGAGAUUGAAUGGCGUGUGUCGAAUGACGAGCCUCGCUCAACGGUCGAUGACGACGAAUCAAUUGUGCUGGAUCUCGACGGUUGGCAGAAUUUAGUCAAGGAUGAAGAGGAUCUUUGCUUUCUUCGUGAUGUCUUACGAGAGUUUUCGAGAUCCAAUGUUGGGAACCUUUCAGCUUGGGCUUGGAGACAAAAGGAGAUCAAGGCACUUAAUCGCCCUGAAGAGUCUGGUCCGGUACGCGAGGAGACCGUCAUUCCCGGUUACUAUGUUUCAAACACGACUGGGGCAGCGAGAACUGAGGGAAGAAAACGGAUCUUGGAGUCGGAGAAAUCUAAAUAUCUGCCGCAUCGGAUCAAAGUUCAAAAGGCUCGUGAAGAGCGAGAAGCUAGGGCGAAGAGCGAUCCGCAUGCUGUUGCUGCAGAAGCCGCAAGGAUUGCUGCAGCAAAAACGAUCUCGAAGUCCACUUCCCGUUCAACGAGGGUUAACAAUCGCCGUCUCAUUGCUGAUAUCAACGCUCAAAAGCAGGCUCUUCCAACUCAGAGCGGAGAAGGAGAUGUUCUCCGGUUCAAUCAGCUGAAGAAACGGAAGAAGCCAGUUCGUUUCGCUCGAUCAGCCAUCCAUAAUUGGGGCCUCUAUGCAGAAGAGAACAUUUCUGCCAACGAUAUGAUCAUUGAAUAUGUGGGUGAGAAGGUCCGGCAGCAGGUCGCUGACAUGAGAGAACGGCGUUACCUGAAAAGCGGAAUCGGUAGUAGUUACCUUUUCCGUAUCGACGAAAACACGGUUAUAGAUGCGACAAAGAGGGGUGGUAUUGCCAGGUUUAUCAAUCACAGCUGUACGCCGAAUUGCACGGCGAAAAUUAUAAAGGUCGAUGGCAGCAAGCGAAUCGUCAUCUAUGCAUUACGAGACAUCGAAAGGGAUGAAGAGCUGACAUAUGACUACAAAUUUGAGAGGGAGUGGGAUAGCGAUGACAGAAUCCCAUGCCUCUGUGGUUCGACCGGGUGUAAAGGUUUUCUCAACUAAGGCUUCCACUGAGUUCCCGGAAUCCAUUUCAAAAUAGAACUUCCUCCCCACUACUCUUUGUCUCUCCCUCACCCUCUCUCUCCUUCUCUCCUUUUCCACACCCACCCACUCAAAUCUCGAUACCUUCCCCAAUCUUGGUUUGCAAUUCCAUCUAUAGAUAGAUGCAUUAGUCUGACGGCGUUCAUUUGGAAUUGGUCGAGAGAAGGACCAGCAUCCGGCUGGUAGGAUUGUAUUUUAUGACAACGAAGUGCGUUUCUCAUGAUAUGAGUUGACCAGCUGCAAAGAGUUCGUGGAACUUCAUGUUCCAAAGUAACUUGCGAUCCUUUAAUUACGUAGAGUUGACAGCCGGCUGGCAGGCAGUAUCGGUAGAUGCAAAGCCGAUUGACGGAAGGUAACAAAUGUUCCUGUCAAUAAGAGACCAAAAGAUUCCUGGACAGGCAUCUCGGCUUUCAGUGACCGGACUCACUUG
This is a messenger RNA of Aspergillus vadensis CBS 113365, 4183 nucleotides long. RefSeq names its product histone methyltransferase SET1 (gene set1). Gene Ontology annotation, molecular function: histone H3K4 methyltransferase activity; nucleic acid binding; protein binding. Lineage: Eukaryota; Fungi; Ascomycota; Eurotiomycetes; Eurotiales; Aspergillaceae. The coding region runs from base 1 to 3714 and encodes 1237 amino acids. Gene Ontology annotation, cellular component: Set1C/COMPASS complex. The record is from RefSeq and is a predicted model, not a curated record. The transcript is spliced from 2 exons.